Messenger RNA from Naegleria lovaniensis, 726 nucleotides. RefSeq lists its product as uncharacterized. The record is from RefSeq and is a predicted model, not a curated record. The coding region runs from base 1 to 726 and encodes 241 amino acids. The transcript has a single exon. Lineage: Eukaryota; Heterolobosea; Eutetramitea; Acrasida; Naegleriidae.
AUGGAAGAGCAUAAAAUUGAGAGAGAAAAAUUGAAGAAGACAAGUUUGAUGAAGUACGUCAGAGAUGUCAACAAACAAGAAAAAACAAAUGGCUCAGUAAGGUCCAGUAGUGCUUCGAUAACCCGGGCAGACUCUGGAAAAUCUCUCUCUCGAAAGAGACCAACGCCUAGAACUGGAAACAAAAACGAUAGUUUUGUAAAAAAGAAUAUGGACAUUCGAGAGGACGCUAUUUUCUUUAAGUUGUCUGAACAGGAGGAGGAAAGAGUUCGUGAUAUUAUUGCUCAAGAUGACUUGCAGGAAGGUGCAAUUCCGUAUGGCCAAGGGUAUGAACCAAGCCAAAUCGAAAUUCAAAAACUUGCAAAUAUUCAUGAAAAAUUGAAAGAAAUCGUUCCUGUGGAGAGGCGAUAUCUCUUUGAAGGAAUGUCCAAUUAUGAAGAUGGUGGAUGGAAGAGUUUAAACAAAACAAUGGCAAGUAUUGUUGAGGAAAACUUUGAGAAGGGUGAUUAUCUUAGAGAAGCACGAAUUGAACGAGAACAUAGAAACAAGAUUAUGGAUGUGGAUGAAAAAAUUGCACAAUUAUACGAAACGAAAGUAGAACCAUUAUCACAUGAUAUCCUUAAUGAAUUAAUUCGACAAGCUAAAAUUGAGAAUGAAAUGUUUGAGAAGAGAAGUCGAGUCUUAUCAGAAUCCCAAGAAGUAGAUGCACAUGACAGCAAUUCAAAAUAA